This is a messenger RNA of Phyllopteryx taeniolatus (common seadragon), 3768 nucleotides long. It is a transcript of the gene tcf7, whose product is annotated as transcription factor 7. Gene Ontology annotation, cellular component: beta-catenin-TCF complex. The coding region runs from base 290 to 1771 and encodes 493 amino acids. The transcript has 13 exons. Gene Ontology annotation, molecular function: DNA-binding transcription factor activity, RNA polymerase II-specific; RNA polymerase II cis-regulatory region sequence-specific DNA binding. The record is from RefSeq and is a predicted model, not a curated record. Lineage: Eukaryota; Metazoa; Chordata; Actinopteri; Syngnathiformes; Syngnathidae. Gene Ontology annotation, biological process: regulation of transcription by RNA polymerase II; canonical Wnt signaling pathway.
ACACGCACACACACACACACGAGUCAUCGGACCUGUCAAUCACCCCGGCGGCGCCCUUUGAUGUCGGGGUCCUCGUCUGGUCGUGCUCACUCUUGCAGGAGAACGUUAGUCCUCCUCCAGGCGGCCACGGGACGCCACGGAAAAACUUUUCCCCCUCUUCUUCCGGACUUUUGAAGAGGACAGACCCGCAGAUUUGACGUCUAUUUUUAUUUAUUUUUUUACUUUUUCUUGGUCUUAUUGGACACACGGAAAAAAAAUAAAAAGUGUCCACGGAAUCGCGCACGUCGACAUGCCUCAGCAUGGGGGGGACGACCUGGGCGCCACCGACGAGAUGAUCGCCUUCAAGGACGAAGGCGAGCAGGAGGAGAAGGUCCACCAAGAGUGCGCCUUCACCGAGCAGGACCUGGCCGACCUCAAGUCGUCACUGGUCAACGAGUCCGAGAUCCACCAGCAUAGCCCGGGCGGCCCCGGCGGCGGCGGCGGCGGCGCCUCCUCGGCGGUGAGACGAGGGCAGCUGGCCGAGCAGCAGAGGGGCUUCCCGGACAAGCACAGGGCGCAGCUCGACACCGCAUCCAAGCAGCAAGAUGGCGGCGUGUACAAGACCCCAGGGUACCCCGGGUACCCCUUCCUCAUGCUGCCGGACCCCUACCUCCCCAACGGCUCCGUGUCACCGACGUCCAACAAGGUGUCUGUGGUGCAGCAGCCCCACGGCAUGCACCCGCUCACGUCGCUGCUGCCCUACGGCAACGAGCACUUUGGCACCAGCCCCCCGCACCUGCCCACUGACAUGAGCCAGAAGACGGGUGUUCACAGGCAUCAAUCCCAGGAUCUUUCAGGUUACUACCCUCUCCCUACAGGCGGUGUCGGACAGAUUACGCCCUCUAUGGGCUGGCAGAAGCAGACGGUGUACCCCGCCGCACUGUCCUCGUCCGGGUUUCGACAGUCCUUCCCCUCCAACCUUCCCGCUGCCUCGCCCUACUCCAGGUUCUCUCAUUCUCUGAUGCUGGGCCCGUCCGGCAUGCACCCCACAGGCAUCCCACACCCUGCCAUAGUGCCCCCUUCAGGCAAACAGGAACACGAGCAUUAUGACAGAGGCAUGUAUGCGAAGCCGCACAUGGAUGCCAAGCGGGAGAAGGAGCCCAAGAAGCCCGUCAUCAAGAAGCCGCUCAACGCCUUCAUGCUCUACAUGAAGGAGAUGAGGGCCAAAGUCAUCGCGGAGUGUACGCUCAAGGAGAGCGCCGCCAUCAACCAGAUACUCGGAAGAAGGUGGCACGCGUUGACACGUGAGGAGCAGGCCAAGUACUACGAGCUGGCACGCAAAGAGAGACAACUGCACAUGCAACUGUACCCCACCUGGUCUGCACGCGACAACUACGAGGCGGCAGGCGAAAAGAGUAAAGCCGAUUGGGGAAAGAAGAAGAGGAGGAAAAGGGAGAAGCAGCAGGACCCCAACACAGAGCCUGGCUCCCCUAAGAAAUGUCGAGCUCGCUUUGGCCUCGAGCAGCAGACAGACUGGUGCGGUCCCUGCAGGAGGAAGAAGAAGUGCGUUCGCUACCUUCAAGGAGGAGGCUGCGCGAGCCCAACUUGUUCACAUUUAAGUGCCGUAGACUCCACGCCGCCGCCCUCGCCCGGCACCGUGGCUCGCGGACCCCCUUUCCACCACCACCACCACCAACUACAACAACAGCAGCAUCAGCGCCCAUCUCGCCCCCCUUCUUCCACAGCCCUGGGCAAACGCAAGCGCCCGGAGCAGCCACUGUUGGCCACGUGACUCGGCUCGCUCGCUUUCCUCAGCAACCAAGGGGGGGGGAAGAAAAUCAUAUCAAAAUGUGUACAGCAGGGAUAUGUUGCAUUUAAACAAAAAAAUAAUAAUCCAAGGAGAUGUGUUUAAAACAAAAAAACAAAAAAAAAGUCCACACAAACACACAUUGUUAGCCUAACAGCAUAAUUGCCUGUUGUUUUUUUUUAUGUUUGUGGAAAACAAAAAAAAUAAUUCAACAAGGAAUUCCAGUUGCCUCAAGUCAACUUUUGCGCAACUCAAUGACUGAGAAUCUAUACAGACCCCCAAAAAAAACACAUUUUUUACGAAGCCGCAUUAGUAUUUUUUAUUUAUAUUGUGACAAUAAAUUAAAAAUAGCAUAGGCUAAUUGUGCUAUUAGGCUAACAAAAUUUUCUUUAAAAACACAUUUCUAUAUUCUUUUUAACACCAUUUUUUAUUAUUGUGCAUAGACAGGAACAGAUUUUUUUUGUCUUCAAAAAUUAUAAAAUAAUAUAAUCCUUCAAAUAAAUAAAAUCUGAAAACUACAUUUUUUGCAUGUACACAGGAAACAGAUUUUUUUAUUUGUAGCUAAAAAUAAAAUAUUGUCUAUAAAUAAAAUCUGGAACAGUUUACCCUUUUUUGCACGUUGACAGGAAACAGAUUUAACAUUUUAGCAAAACAAUGAUAAAAUAAUAAAAUACUGCAUGUAAAUAAAAUCUGUACACGCCCUUUGAUUUUUUUUCCCCAUGUAGACAGGAAAUUGUUUUUGUUUGUUUGUAGCUAAAAUUAUGAAAUAAAAUCUAGAAAUCUUUUUCCUCCAUUUUUUGCGCAUUGACAAGAAAGAUUAUUUGAUUUUGUCUUCCACUGAAAGUGAUGAAAUAAUAAAACAGUGCAUAGAAAUAAAAUCAGGAAACUGUAUUUCCUAAUACUUGCACAAAGAGAGGAAACCUUUUUUUUGUCUUGAGCUAAAAAAAAGUAAAAAAAUAGGGAAAGAGAAAAAAACAUUUCUUUCAAGAAAUAUUUAGGAGUUUUUUAACUUAAAUUAUUUAAAAAUAGUAAUUAACUAUAAUAAAAAAAUGUGUUAGGUUUCAAAUCAAAUUAAACAUCUUUUCUCGAAAUAACCUUUUACAUUGACAAUAGAUUUUUGACAGUAAAAUGUUUUGGGUAUUUUUCGCAAAAGACAAGAACUUAGUCUUACAGUUUAAUAUUUAAAAAUAAUGAAAUAAAUGAUAAGUUAAACGAAAUAUAUUUAUUGUGUGUUUUAAAUUAAAUAUUUAAAAAACUAAUAAUUUUUAUUGGACAACAACUUUAUACCAGCAAUUCCCUUUUUCAGCCUUCAAAACUAAAUGUGAGGUGUUAUGCCGCCUCCCAGUGCUAUGGCCUGAUAGCCUAAAUGGGUAGUUUCGAUGAGAUGACUAGAUGAGGAACAAAUGUGUUUUAAAAGAAAUAUUUAGCGUCUGUGUGGACGUUAGGAUUCAUCCUUCUGCGAGCAUUUGAUCCAAUCUUUCAACUAUUUUAGGCACUUUCACUCGUGUUUCAUAUUUUCUUCUGGCUUAUUUCUAAGGUCAGAAAUUUUGCUGGUGGCCAAACCUGAGAGGGAUUUAUAUCAUUAUUUUUUUCAAUUGUCUUUUUUUUUUUUCUUCCUUUGUUUUGACUGAGUAUUUUGUACACAAUCUCUAAGACGACCAAAUGGGUACUAUUAUAUUACAUGUUGUAAAGGUGUUUUUUUUUUGUUUGUUUUUUAUAAAUGUCAAAGUUCCCAUUGUUCUAAUUACCUUUAAUAUGUUUAUGUAAAACAAAAAAUUAAAUGGCUUAAAAAAAAUUUUAGUUGAGUCUGUAUCUUAAAAGCAAUAUUGUAUGUUUUCUUAACUGUACUUUUGCAUUCACAUGGCAAGUUCUCAUUUCUGCAGUGUUACUUUUAAAUGUCCCACCAGAAUUCACUCUAAUGCUGUUUUUUAUACACAUUUCAUCAAUUCUUGUUUAGUUGACGUAUUAAAUUGUUAAAUAAA